Bombina bombina (fire-bellied toad) is the source of this 3237-nucleotide messenger RNA. It is a transcript of the gene GPR37L1, whose product is annotated as G protein-coupled receptor 37 like 1. The coding region runs from base 41 to 1411 and encodes 456 amino acids. Gene Ontology annotation, molecular function: G protein-coupled peptide receptor activity. The transcript has 2 exons. Gene Ontology annotation, cellular component: signaling receptor complex; plasma membrane. Lineage: Eukaryota; Metazoa; Chordata; Amphibia; Anura; Bombinatoridae. The record is from RefSeq and is a predicted model, not a curated record. Gene Ontology annotation, biological process: positive regulation of MAPK cascade; adenylate cyclase-inhibiting G protein-coupled receptor signaling pathway.
UUCCUUCUUUCCGUGGUGGAUUGUAAACUUCUUCGGGAAGAUGAAAGUAACAUUGGCCGUGUGUGUCUUUUUAAUGGUGUUUCUGGGCAUCCUGGCUAACAGAUCGAUGAAUGUUCGUGACUGGAGCACAAAUCACAAAGAUGCUGUUUUAUACAAGAGUAAAGAGCAACUAGGAGGAACUGUUAAGGAAGUAGAUGGGGUAAGAAAUCGAGUAAAAAGAGGAUCACAGGGUGAAACCCCCAAAAAGGACUCCAGGGUAUUGGGGUACCCAAGGCUCAUUCACCCUCUGCCAAGUGGAAUCCCAGAGCUCAACAAGAUUAGCAAUGACACCUCACUGUCAUCAACUUUACGUCCCCAACUGCUUAACCCAUUGUAUCCACUCAGCGAAAGUUCAAUCAGUGCCUAUGGAGUCCUACUGCUAUCCCUGGUAGUAUUUGCUGUGGGCAUAAUUGGCAACCUCUCUGUUAUGUGCAUUGUGUGGCAUAGCUUAUACCUAAAGAGUGCCUGGGAUUCCAUCCUGGCUGGUUUGGCACUCUGGGACUUUCUGCUUCUCUUCUUCUGUUUGCCUGUGGUUGUCUUCCAGGAAAUUACCAGUCGAAGAUUGCUAGGCUGGUUGUCCUGCCGCAUUGUACCCUACAUGGAGGUUUCCUCUCUCGGAGUAUCCACUUUCUCCUUGUGCGCUCUGGGCAUUGAUCGAUUCCAGUCAGUUACAUCUCUGCAGCCAUCCCCACGGCCAGUGGAACGAUGCCAGUCCAUCUUGGGAAAAUUAGCUAUAAUAUGGUUGGGAUCCCUAACACUUGCACUUCCUGAAACACUACUGUGGCAAAUCACCUACGAGCGUUCCCAUCUGCCUGGAGUAGUUCAUGAUACCUGCAUCAUGCAACCUGCCCCAAAUUUGCCCCCUGUCCUGCACUCUCUUAUACUCACUUAUCAGCAGGCGCGCAUGUGGUGGUUCCUGGGCUGUUAUUUUUGCCUCCCGCUUUUGUUUACUACUACUUCCUUAUUAGUGACACUACGCAUCAUAGGAGCCAGCAAAGAUACCAGGCAUAGUCAGUGCCAGCGCCAGCUCAGCUGGCUGGUAGCUGCAUUAGCUACAGUUUAUGGAAUCUGCACCCUCCCUGAAAAUAUCACAAAUAUUCUAGUUACCUACACAAACCUGGACAUUCCCAGAGACUUGAUGACACUCAUUACUCAGUUUUUCUUGUUCCUGAAGUGUGCAGUGACCCCAGUAUUGCUUCUGUGUCUCUCUAAGCCUCUAGGACAGGCAUUCCUGGAUUGCUGCUGUUGCUGCUGUGAGGAUGGAGAUAAACCAAACUCCACUACAACAGAAGGGAAAAAACAAACUGAGGAGCCUCUCACUCCCUCACAUUGUGCAAAAGACUUGGACUUGCCUUUGGGAACCCCAUGUUAGGAAAUGAUUGUGGUUUCAUAAGAAUGUAUAUAGUUGUGUAUAUAUAGCAAAUUAUCUAGAAAUAGUAAAGGUAGUAUGCAGUGUUUGCUGUACAUGAUAAAAAGCCAGUUACUACUAGGAGGAGGAAAUGUUAGAGUAUGUUAGUAGGAGAAGGAAAAACACUACAGUGCUGGUUUUCAAAACUUUCCUCAGGCCUGCCCAACAGGCCAGAUUUUCAGGAUUACCUUGGAUGAAAAUAGGUCAAAUAACUUUGUUUACUAAUCAGAUUCUUAUUUAACCUGUGUUUCAGUUCAGAUAUCCUCAAAACCUGGCCAGCUAGGGAGGCUUGAGGACAGGUUUGAAAACAAGUGCACUAGAGUGAUAGUAAAGUAAGGAAAAAAAGCAAAAGUAUGGAAAGUAAGGAAAAUAAGUGCUGAAAGGGUGAGCACCCUAGUCAAAAAGGAUGAUCUUCCUGGAGUCAUUCUGACGUAAUCGAUGACUUCAUACAAGUCAUAAGAAGCUAUCCUGAAGUAUGCCCACAGGCCGAAAUAUUUGAAUGAGAUGAAUCUAGAGUCAUUCACUGGCUGUUCAUGCUUGUGAAGUAAUCAGUAAGAUAAUCUGCUAAUCAUUCUGAAGUCAUCACCCAGAAUUGUUUUCCUUAGCUGAUGACUUUACAAGCCUGAUGAUGUCUGAUGAUAUCUGAUGAUGUGCAGAGGACUUCUAAAGUAGUUUGAUGAUCAUCAAAUGACUCCAGAAUGGUCUCUAAAGUAAUCCUGUUGGUCUUGGGCAUGCAAGAGAUAUAUGAUAUGCAGUGGCUGAAGAGGGAGGAGAAAAUAGCAAACAAUAAUCACAAUAUUAUGAAAACAGACAAUUAACACCAAAUAAAAUCUCCCUAUCAAAUGUUAAUUAUACGGAGAAAAGAAAAAAUGAAAUAUACAGUACAUUCAUUAUUUAUUCUGUCUGAUUUUUUUCCCUGUAACUAAUUCCUGCAAAUCGUGCUUUUAACACUUCCCCGGAGGUCCUAAGGUCAUUGCACUUUCAAAUUAACUAAACAAAUUGCAAGUUUUAUUUUUGGGACCAAUAACCCAUAUUUAAACCACAAAAACCCUAAUUCCACCCACUAGUCAUUUAAACCUUUCCACUGGUUGCCCAAAUCUAUCUGCUCAAAGGUGAAGUCCAGGGGGCCUAUUUAUGAUGGUGCGAGCAGACAUGAUCCUGUCCGCCGCACAUCGAUAAAUGCCGACAGCAUACGCUCUCAGCAUUUAUCAUUGCACCAGCAGUUCUGGUGAACUGCUGGUGCAAUGCUGCCCCCUGCAGAUUCUCAGCCAAUCAGCAGUGGGUGUCGAAUACGAUCAGGUUGAUUUCUGUCCGCUGCCUUAGAUCAGGCGGACAGGUUAUGGAGCAGCGGUCUUUAGACAUGGGGCAUCAUGCUCCAUACAGAGCUUGAUAAAUAUGCUCCCAGGUUUGUAAAAUAAGAAAACAAGGAGUGAUUGUGAUUAUACUGUUGUUUAUUAAAGAUUGCCAAGCAUUUAUGUAAAUUGGGUAGCGCUACACAGUGAUUCUCAACCUUGCUUUUCACUGCUUUACAGUGCUGAGAGCAACUGCCCUUUCCGAUUCCUGAAGUAAAACCUAGGUUCCAAAAUGGCAGCUCCCAUAAUUAGAGGGAGGGGCAUGAAAUGUAUAAAGUAUUUACUAUGUCUUUAAGAUUUGAAAACAAUGCUUGUCCACAUUCCACCUUGCAGUAAAUAUGUAACAAAUGACGUAUUUAACCAUAUUAACAAAUCUUCUGCCCCUAAAAUACCUUACCUGUGUGCUUCGUGCUUUGUAAAUAAAUGAUGUAUACUGUU